AAAAUAAAAUAUCUGGUGCCACAUGUUCCUAGAUUCUCUGGUUUUAGAUAAAAUAAAAAAUCACAAACUUUGGAGUGAGUGAGAAAGAAACCCAACAAACACACCAUCCGAUUUACACAACAAACAGAGAUAGGAGUAAAUGAAAACAAGAUUUCAUUUCACAUUCACGAGCGAAUUAUCACCGCCCCUCUGCAUCUGCAACUCCAACCACUGCUUCAGAACCUUUUUCACGUGUUUGAACAAUAAUCAUAACUUGUUCUCUCUUUUCUUCAACCAUCACCUACCCACCCACGUUUUCUUUUUCAAAGAUCUCAUCUGGGUUUUCUUCUUUCUCAAUGUAAGAGAUGCUGACAUGCUGAAUAAUUGAAAAAAGGUGAGAUUUUUAACAAAAAUGAACACUGUUGGGCCAGGAGGAAUGGAUAUACCGAUUAUGCAUGAGAGUGAUAGGUAUGAGCUUGUUCGUGAUAUUGGGUCUGGGAAUUUUGGGGUGGCUAGGCUUAUGACAGAUAAACACACUAAUCAGCGUGUUGCUGUCAAGUAUAUUGAGAGAGGUGAUAAGAUUGAUGAAAAUGUACAAAGGGAAAUUAUAAAUCAUAGAUCACUGAGGCAUCCCAAUAUUGUCAGGUUCAAGGAGGUAAUACUUACCCCUACACAUUUAGCUAUUGUGAUGGAAUAUGCUUCUGGAGGAGAGCUAUUUGAGCGAAUAUGCAAUGCAGGACGGUUCAGUGAGGACGAGGCACGGUUUUUCUUUCAACAGCUAAUAUCAGGGGUUAGCUACUGUCAUGCAAUGCAAAUAUGUCAUCGUGACUUGAAGUUGGAGAACACGUUGUUGGACGGUAGUCCGGCUCCUCGUUUGAAGAUUUGUGAUUUUGGGUAUUCAAAGUCAUCAGUGCUACAUUCGCAACCAAAAUCUACCGUCGGUACACCUGCAUAUAUCGCUCCUGAAGUUUUGCUUAAGAAGGAAUAUGAUGGCAAGAUUGCAGAUGUGUGGUCUUGUGGUGUUACCUUAUAUGUCAUGUUGGUUGGUGCAUAUCCUUUCGAGGAUCCGGAUGAGCCUAAGAAUUUUCGGAAGACUAUUCAUAGGAUUUUGAAAGUCCAAUACUCAAUUCCUGAUUAUGUUCAAAUAUCUCCCGAGUGCCGUCAUCUGAUCUCAAGGAUCUUCGUUGCAGACCCUGCACAGAGAAUAAGUAUGCCUGAGAUUCGAAACCACAUGUGGUUUUUGAAGAACCUUCCUGCGGAUCUUAUUGUCGGAAAUACAAUGAACGACCAAUUUCAAGAGCCUGAACAACCGAUGCAGACCGUUGAAGAAAUCAUGCAGAUAAUUAGCGAAGCUACUAUUCCUGCAGCUGGAACUCAUCAGUCUCUCAACCAGUAUCUUACCGGUAGUUUGGACAUUGAUGAUGAAAUGGACGAGGAUGUGGAAACCGAUCCCGACCUUGAUAUCGAUAGCAGCGGUGAAAUAGUUUAUGCAAUGUAAGAUGGUGUAUCAAACAAUGUGUGAGAAAAAGAUUUCACAUCUUUAAGGAAGGAUUCUGUUAUCUUGUGUGUAUAUGUUGUCAGCUUGAGAGAAUCAUGUUUACAUUGCUACUUUGUAUUAUAGAUGUAUUAAGUUGUUAUGUUAUGAUGAAGUUGCUGUU
Lathyrus oleraceus (garden pea) is the source of this 1637-nucleotide messenger RNA. Its product is annotated as serine/threonine-protein kinase SRK2E. Gene Ontology annotation, molecular function: ATP binding; protein serine/threonine kinase activity. The coding region runs from base 392 to 1477 and encodes 361 amino acids. The record is from RefSeq and is a predicted model, not a curated record. Gene Ontology annotation, biological process: protein phosphorylation. Gene Ontology annotation, cellular component: nucleus. The transcript is spliced from 9 exons. NCBI's taxonomy places the organism in Eukaryota, Viridiplantae, Streptophyta, Magnoliopsida, Fabales, Fabaceae.